AUGGCCCAUUCCAAUGACCCUCCUUUGGACGAAAUCCAAUGGAGAUCUCCGCAAACCCUAGCUGGAAUGGGCGGUCUGCACUCCAACACCAUCCUGUUUUACUUUGCCGAGUCGCCGUUUUUCGAGCGGACAUCCAACAACGCCGUCAUCAUGAGUCAGGCCAUGAACAACAUGGCCAUGUAUCAUUACAUACAGACCCGCGAGGCCUUUGAAGGCCGGCUCAAGACCAUGUCCGGCCUGGAGUUUAUAGUCGGGGAAGAGCCUGCCGAAACAGGACCCGGGAUGGGCACGGGCGUAUGGGUCAUUCGCAAGCAGACCAGGAGGAAGCAGCAGUACCAGGAGGAUGACGAGAUUACGGUCCACGCGUCUUUUUUCGUCGUCGGCGAGAACAUAUACAUGGCGCCGACUGUGGCCGACAUCCUCGCGUCGAGAAUUAUGACCAUAUCGUCCUCCAUCGCCAAAGCAUUACCUGCCGCCGAGAGCGCGCGGAAAUGGCGCCCGUCCGUGGGCCACGUCUACCAAGUCCCUUCCAACCAGCCUUCUCGGAACAAGACGCAGGAACUGAAAGAAGGUAGCCCGACGGCCGACAACGCGAAUAAGCCGACGCCAGCCGCUACCCAUAAGAACGACGAACUGUCAUUGGAACGGUCUGCCGAAGAAGCCUUCAUGAUUCACAUGAGGCAUGGAGGAGAAUACGUCGACGAGAACCCCAUCACCGGGCGACCCGGUGAAUUCCAGCUGUCUUCAACCGGCAGAAAAGCAGUGCCCUUGCCCAGCAAGGGGCCCGAGGCCGGUGUCGGUGCUAUGAACGGGCCAGCAAUAAUAAACCCAAAGACAGACUUGAAGAAGGACUCCAAGUCUCCCAAGACGCCAAAGUCCACCACGACGCCCAAGUUGAAAAGGAAGAAGACCAAGAUGUCUGCGGCCAACACGCCAGUCGCGUCAUGA
Messenger RNA from Ustilaginoidea virens, 948 nucleotides. RefSeq lists its product as uncharacterized. The record is from RefSeq and is a predicted model, not a curated record. The transcript has 2 exons. Gene Ontology annotation, molecular function: transcription coactivator activity. Gene Ontology annotation, biological process: regulation of transcription by RNA polymerase II. The coding region runs from base 1 to 948 and encodes 315 amino acids. Lineage: Eukaryota; Fungi; Ascomycota; Sordariomycetes; Hypocreales; Clavicipitaceae. Gene Ontology annotation, cellular component: mediator complex; core mediator complex.